This is a messenger RNA of Zingiber officinale, 2157 nucleotides long. RefSeq names its product NAC domain-containing protein 82-like. The record is from RefSeq and is a predicted model, not a curated record. Gene Ontology annotation, molecular function: DNA binding. The coding region runs from base 384 to 1613 and encodes 409 amino acids. Lineage: Eukaryota; Viridiplantae; Streptophyta; Magnoliopsida; Zingiberales; Zingiberaceae. The transcript has 7 exons. Gene Ontology annotation, biological process: regulation of DNA-templated transcription.
UCCCCUCUUCACCCGUUGGGUCAAAGCCGUCAAGGGCGGCGCAUGCACUCAACUUCGAUAGGGUUCCGCAGGCGAUUGUGCUUUUAUAUCAAAUGUAUUUUGACAUUAGAAAGGAAUACCCUUGGUUUCUUUGGCCUGACUUUUGGUUUAUAUGCCGUAAGCGGCUGUGGUGUUCUCAUCGAAUAAUAUUUUGCCACUGGACUUGAUAAAUACAGAGGUUUUAUCUUGGAACUGGAUUUACUAGAUAUACAAGGGCCUUGUGAAACAUCCAGCUCCAAGAUUGUGACGAUUGUCAUUACUAUUAAGUUGAGUCUUAUAAGAACUGUUAGACCAAAACACUUUUCAAAUCUCAUUUUAGUACUAUUGUGAAGAAUUUCAUCAUCAUGGCCAAGAAUAACCUCCCCCCAGGUUUCCGCUUCCAUCCAACUGAUGUCGAACUUGUUUGGUUCUACUUGAAGAGAAAAAUAAUGGGAAAGCCUUUCCGUUUUGAAGCUAUUACUGAAAUUGAAUUGUACAAAUUUGCCCCUUGGGAUCUCCCAGGCAAAUCUCAAUUGCAUAGCAAAGACCUUGAGUGGUACUUCUUCUGUGCUAGAGAUAGAAAAUAUCCUAAUGGCUCUAGAGCAAAUCGCACAACUGGAAAUGGUUACUGGAAAGCUACUGGAAAUGAUAAAGUUGUUGUUCACAACUCUUCUACCAUUGGGAUGAGGAAAUCUUUAGUUUUUCAUGUAGGAAAGCUUCCAAAAGGCAGCAGAACUGACUGGAUGAUGUAUGAGUACAGACUUGAAAGCAAGGAACUGGUUGAUGCUGGAUUCUUUCAGGAUGCAUAUGUUCUCUGCAAAAUCUUCCAGAAAAGUGGUUCAGGUCCUAAAAUUGGGGAGCAAUAUGGUGCACCUUUUAACGAAGAGGAUUAUGAUGACGACACAACUACUGAAGAUUCUUUUCCUCUUGGUCCAGAAUCCUUAGCUUGUCAAACUACUUUGUUCAAUCCUGUCACUGAGCAAGCUAUGACCUCUGCGGUCAUUGAGACAUCUUCUGACCAUGAUCUUCUUGAAUUUGAUGGAAUACUGCUGGAUGAAUUUUUAGAGUUUCUUAAUAGCUCUCCACCUAGAGAGAAUGCUCAUCAUGAGGUCCCUGAUUCAGCUGUUCCCAAUGGAACUGUUGAUGAAACCUCUUCCAUAGGCCCUGAGGAAAUCUCUACUGAAUUAGAAAAUAUAUAUUCUCACGAGCCGAAUUCUAACAACAAGGCGUCUGGAGACAAUCUCGACGGAACUGCUUUAUCUUCUAUGCUAUUAGAAUUUGAAAAUGACCAGUAUCUGGAGCUCACUGAUUUUUGGUUAACCGAGGAUAACACUCCAUGUCAAUCUACCAUGCUGAAUGACGCAUUAACUUGCACGCAUAAUAAUCUGGUUCCCAUGCCUGAUUCAGUCCCUUACUUUUCUAAUGAUGGCAGUACUUCAAUGCAUUAUGCUUCUUAUGCAGGAGCUGAAAUUACCAAUGGACAACCUACAAUUAAUGUACAGCAACAGACAGAAGAUGUUGGAAUAUUUGCCUAUCACCCAGAUGCUCUUGAAUCUGAAUCUCUUCUAGCCAGUUUCACCAACCCUUUUCUUUGAUACCAUGUUAGACAGACUGAUUAAGAUUUUCCAGAACUCUUGAAGAAUAAACUGCUCAGAUACCUCUGCUGAAAUUGAGUUGGCCGUCUUGAUUCUCAACCUAAAUCCACACUCUACACGGCAAAAUUUGGCUCAUUGAAAUGCAUUCAAGUUUUCAUGCUGGUCGUAGCCGGUAAGAAUCCUUGAAAGAUGCCACUGUGUAAAGCAACUUGAUAUUGCAACCGUUGUAUUGGCUGUGCUCCUUACCAGAAAACAUGAUAUCCAGAUCAAAGCUUCCGCUGCCCCAUUGAUUCAUCUAUAUAUUGUACCACCUACGCGCAGGAUCACAACCAACAUAAACGAUCUUAUCUGUUGCUAAGUCUGUUGGCCCAGCAUGCACACUACACCUUUCAUAAUUGAUCAGUCCUGUGGUUCUCUACUACUAUUACUAUAUGCCUUUAGUUUCUGCACUCGCCUGGCAAGAGAACCAAUAGAUGAAAUGUCAACUUGUGUAUUGAUCUGUAAUAGAAUUCUGAAAUAAUAUAUUUAUCUCUUGAUCAGCUCA